This is a messenger RNA of Sycon ciliatum, 3807 nucleotides long. RefSeq lists its product as uncharacterized. The record is from RefSeq and is a predicted model, not a curated record. The transcript is spliced from 3 exons. Lineage: Eukaryota; Metazoa; Porifera; Calcarea; Leucosolenida; Sycettidae. Bases 906 to 3035 code for a protein of 709 amino acids.
ACUUGAUUGAAAGAGAAGGUUGGACGCAGGUCAAGACCAGCAACAGCUAGUUUACGGCGAGGGAGGUACGACGAAACCCCACGGUGAUUAUAACUACUUCCACCGUUGAAGCUGCUUCCGUACAACUACUAGUAUAGUCGACCAUUGCAGCAGGUCAAGACUGACAAGAGCACCACCAACUGCGCAAUCUGCCGGCGUUUACCUCAAAAAUCUAUCGAAAAGCGAGUCGCGACGAGGAUCGAUUCUGCGCUCUAGGCACAUAGGUCUCGAUCUCACAACCCGUUCCGCGAACUCCGACCGUCCGACGACCCAAGCACUGAUACUGCCAUGCAGGAUUCUAGGAGUAGGUCUGUUCUGGAUGUAUUGUGGUCCGAGCACCAUGUAAAUCUCCUAUGAUCGCUUUUCUGACAGCGUGUCAGGUCAAGCAGCUCAGCUGACCGCGAUACUACAGUUCGCUGGCCGCACUCAUUUUUCGACCGUCCGGAGAGUUGUCAAGUGUCGUCGACUGGUGCAGGACGCAGCAGCAUGCACUGCGUGUAGCAAUCGGUCGAUUCUGUCCAGGCUCGUGUAGAUCUACGGGUUUCUACUUUCUAGCGCACUUAUGUCAAGCCCCCGCUGGGAAGGCUACUACAGUCAUGCCACAACCAGUGGCCGAGUACGGAGUGAUCUACGGCCGGCUGUUGUUUUGUUGAGAAUCAUAAGCGCGCUGUGAAGUACAGGCAGCUGCAGCCCCGGCGAUCCAAGUGAGUGCUUUUAUUGCCGUGCGUGCCAGACGACUGCACCAGUUGGCUGUUGUCCCUCUGUCCGGAGAGUGCGUGCACGUGUGUGUUUUUCAUGUGGCCGUACCGUACCGUGUAUGUGAAGGUAGGCGUCAGCGACUGAGACGUUAGAAAAGAUUUUGUUGAAUGUCCAGCACUAGCGAGCAUUGUGGAGAAGGCGUCUGGCCUCGUGAAAUGAGCGCUACAUCUGGUUAUCAGAGUACUACUGACAGUGACCCAGGACAUAGUAAGUCUUGCACUGCUCCUCAGCUCCAGGCAAGACGGACGAGGAGUGAGGAGACGACGACAACGAACAACGACGCAGUUAUGCCAGCUUCGAUCAUAUCCACAACUAGCCAAGAGACUUCCCAAGACAGUACUAGUAUCAUGUACUGUGGCGGUACACAGGCCAGCAGUAGUACUAGCAGGAUCAACUCACUGGAGGGUUCCACCGGAGAUGACUUGCAGGGGUUUUCCAGUGAUUCCGACUACGCGGGGCAGAGCGAUUGCGAAUCGUCCAAUUUCGAUGCAAGCGACCUAGCGGUCGAUGAGGAAAAGUCAGCGACUGGCAGAAAAAGGAAGGUAGCGUCCAGGCGAGCGGCGUGUGGUUCUCAGAACGAUGAGUUGAGCGACAACAGAAUGAAGUCCCUAUCCGUCGAUUCAGAUUGUAAUGACGAGGACGCUGCUGACGACUACGUCGACAUUCAUCCGGUGGACUUGUCAACGCGGCUGGCAGAGUUCAGGCUGAGUAGCAAUGCCAAUACGCACGCUCUGACAGAGCGAUAUUCGUACGUGCCCUUCUCUUCUCAAGUGGCUGAUCAGCAGCAGCAGAAGAGGAAAGCAGAUGAUGACGACUACGAGGAAAUGGCCCCACACGACCCGUACGCCAUUGCAGGAAGGAGACCGACGUACAGUCGAAACAACAGCACAGGAUGUUAUGUCACCGCACAUCCUAUUCCGCAGAAGCUGGGAAAGAAGCAGAUCUCAGAUCAGUCGGUUCUGAGCAGCAGUGGAGUGGUCUCUAUGUGCAGUACGGACAGCGGUGAGGGAAAUGCUAAUGUCAGAUCUAGAGAUGCCUCACCUGUUGCCUUGCAGAAGAGCCCUAACAAGCUGUACGACAAGUUGAGUGGGUACAAUGCCUGCAGUGCGUACGAAUAUGCCAGUGGCAGAGAUCAGCUUGAUGGAGGGGAUGUGGAUGCUACCGAUGCGGAUCAUGACUACACAAACGUAGAGGAACGGCAGGACAUGCCCCUGCCUGAUGUCUGGCUUGCACGAAAACAGAUCUUACACGACUAUGAAGAUCCAGAUUAUGCCGUGGCGGGAGAAUCAAGCGAUGAUGAUGAAGAAGAUGAUGGCGAUGUUGAAGAACCAGCCUAUGCAGCAGGUGUUCAGCUAGCAGCAGACAGGCCCUCUGGCUAUCAGAGUCGAGCUGGAUUCAAUCACAUGGAGGUUAACUCCGAGCCAGAGACAACGCGCUUUGCCAUUUCACCGCCCAUCGCUCACAAGUUGAAGCGCAAGAACUCGGAAGGGGCAUUGUAUAAGCUGCCAGCGUUCCCUGCCCACCCAGCAUCACAAGUCAAUCAGCGUCGAUCCUCACAGAGCAGCAUGACACUAGGCCUAACAUCCCGCCCAGUCAGUCGCGUUGAAGCAUCAUCUGGUUCUCUUACGCCAGGUACACUGCGACCAACUGAUAUUAGCCUGACACCGACUGGAGCGUCCGGGAAGACGAUGAAAAGUGGACGCUCCACUCCGACUCUACGCGAUCGCUUCACUUCUUUCUCCCUGAACCGUUUCAACUCUCCAAUGCGUAAUCGCCCGCCGUCAUCACUGUCUGCCUCUCAGCUGGCAUUGUCAUCGCUAGGUGCAAGCACACCAGGUGGAUUGUCAUUACAGCAACAGCAAAUGUCGGUGCCGCGGAGCCGUCACUCCAUGUACAUUGGCGAUGCAAGUGCAGCAGCGGCGGCAGCAGCAACAGCAACACUUCCAGUUGCCGACAGUGCUGAACACUCGCCGGCGCUGCAGCGCCACGCCGAGUAUGACUCCAUUGCUUCAAAGUGGACCACCAUCGAUCGCAGUUCUCCAAAGUCCAAGCAGAAACGUUCUCCCUUCUCUCUAUUGACGAAGAAAACCGACAAACGGAAGAAAGCAUCAAGCUUGAGGAAGGGCCAGCAAGGAGAUUCUCCAGCCCUUUCACACCUUGAUGUUCUGGAGCAACACAGCAGGCAGAACAGUGGCUCUUCUGAAUUGGCUGCCUUCUCUAAGAGCACACUUGUUUGACUCAUGACGCAGUGAUUGCUGCUGUCAGUCGCUGGUGUCAGUCUUCCAAGCUGGUCGCGACUUGCACAAAGCACUGAGCUAAUGCGCCCUGCAAAUACUCACCCAGUCACCAAAUUAUACAACAGUCCACAACCUCCAGAUCAACCGAUUGCCAAUUUCCAAUUCACGACCCCCGUGUCACGAGUUUGUGUGUAUUAUCGUUUCGGAACACUAGUCAGAUUACCGACAUGUGCAUGCGAGAGAGAGAGAGAGAGAGGAGAGAGAGAGAGUGUGUGUGUGUAUAUAUUUAUUCUCAACAAUUGUAACCAGGAUACGUUCACCAUUGUCAAUCUUGUGUGGACUUCAUCUUGAAUGUCGACAUUUCAUGUAAUGGAAUUCUGCUACCCAGUACAUUUUUCGAUUCAUGCAUGGUCUGCAGUUUUCCAUCAUGACCCGUACCAAGCCAAGCUGCUGGCAAGCCUAUUGAGAGUCCCAUGAAUAUUAUCCAGUACUACAUGUACCACCUUGAGACUGUCCAGUUAUUACUCACAACUGCAUUUCUUCACCCUGCUGAACUUGGAAUGUUUGUUUGUCAUGCAGCUUCCUCCUGCAACCCAGUACCUUUGCUGCUGCUGCUGCACCCACUGCUGCCUCCUUGAGUCCUGUUGAACUAUUAUUCACUACCACCAUUUUUAAAUUAACACUGAGCUACUGUUGUCACACACAUGAUUCAUAUGAAGGUCAAUGUGUCCUCAUUCGCCAAGAUCUAAGUUCGAAAGUGCCGUGCCACGUA